This is a messenger RNA of Cylicostephanus goldi, 252 nucleotides long. The record is from the annotation of a GenBank genome assembly. NCBI's taxonomy places the organism in Eukaryota, Metazoa, Nematoda, Chromadorea, Rhabditida, Strongylidae.
AUGUGCUAUAAUUCUGUCGCUGUAGAUGAUGAGAUGGAAGAGGCAGCACUCGUUGGUAUCGUCAAUGUUCUCUUCGAAGUGCCUAAUGGCUGGGUAUAUUUCCUCAGAACUGUUGUUUUCGAACUUGCUGUCCUUCGAGGAGUCAUCGUUGUCUCUACGAUUGCUGUUUGUGGUGAUGGUGUCGUUCGUGUCACUGAUAAUGUUUGUGAUGUUGUGGUCGGUGGUACUAUUUGGGCUGACGAUGUCGUUUAA